CAUCAAAAAGUAAACAGACUUGUUUUGAUCUGUCAAAAAAUCAGGCGACUGUGGCUAAGCUAGCAAUUCCCCGAACGGAUUUGGUUGCUUUGUGAUCAAACUGUGUCAAUGUACAACGUGUUUUGAUUGACGAACACGGGGAUAUCGUGCAGUCGUUGGUAUCCUUUAAAAAAACGCUGUUUUUAUAUUGCGUUACAUCACCUAACAGGCUAGUGAAGUUAGCUUACUUGCUAUUGUUAUUUAACGUUUAAACGGACUUGACAUUCGCUGACAGCAUAGUGGCAGGUCGACAGACUGGUGUAUUUAUGUAACUUUACCCUUUUGGUUAUUUAUAAUUGCUCGGUAGACAAGUAAAACGCGUGUAAAACUUGGUAGACAGCAGUAUCAUAAAAUAGCUAACCGUAACCACCCUUCUGUAGCUGCGAGCUGUCCAGUUUCAGUAUCCUCAAAACCGAAAGCAUCGUUAUUCGUAACAAACAUGGGAAGAAAAAGUUAGAAUUAUGUUAAAACUAGAUAAAUAAAAGAAAUGAAGCCGAAACAUCCGUACCCUGUCAUGGCUGAGCAAGGACAGCUGAGCCCAAUUGGAGGACGCGCUGCCUCUUCAGGCCGCCGGGGCCGACAGACCUUCAGAAGUUCAGCCCAUUUCUGCAGCCUGCUGGACGGCCUGCUGGCUCUCCGGCAGGGCGGCAUCCUGUUUGAUGUGGUGCUGCUGGUGGAGGGGCGACCCAUUCAAGCCCACCGCAUACUGCUGGCAGCCUCGUGCGAUUAUUUUAGGGGAAUGUUUGCUGGAGGCCUUCGGGAGACACAGCAAACAGAAAUCGCCAUUCAUGGAGUCACUUACAUGGCCAUGACAAAAAUACUGGACUACAUCUACACUUCUGAGAUUGAGUUAGACCUGGAGUGUGUGCAGGAAGUCCUGAUAGCUGCCACUCUAGUACAGCUCGAGGUUGUCACUGGUUUUUGCUGUGAUUUCCUCUUCUCCUGGCUGGACGAGAGCAACAUUUUAGAGGUCUAUAAUCUCGCUGAUCUCUACGGACUGCAGCAGCUUAUUGCCAGGGUCCACUCCUACAUGCUCAGGAACAUCGAGACUCUUUCUCGCACCGAUGUGUACCGGCAGCUCCCCCAGGAUGUGGUGUUCAGCGCGCUGAGCAGUGACGAGCUGCAGGUGAACAGCGAGAACGAGGCGUACGAGGCGGCGCUUCACUUCCACUACAGUCCCAUGCAGGUGGAAACUGACCAGGUGUACUUGCAGGUCAGUCCUAAGGACAAUCUGAAGAUGCUCGAUGCCGUGCGUUUCUGCCUGAUUGAGAAACAAGUGUUGAAGAGGCUGUACGGCAGACUGAACCAGUGUCCGUUGAAGGAUUCUGUGUCCGCCGCCCUCCGGUACCAUGAACAGGAGAUCUGGCAGCCCGUCCUGCAGAGUCCUCUCACCCAGCCACGCUCCACCUUCAACUGCAUACUGGGAUUCGGGGGGAUGUUCACCUCCAGCUCCCUCACAGACAACGAGCAUUUGUUCCAGCUUUUCCACCCGAGCUGGGGGGAGUGGAGGACACUCACUGCAGACCACGGCCCUCGGAUGUCUAACCAGGGCAUCGCGGUGCUCAACAACUUUGUCUAUCUGAUCGGAGGAGACAAGAACACCAGUGGGUUUCGUGCAGAGACUCGCUGCUGGAGGUACGACCCUCGUCACAACCGAUGGUGCGCCAUCCAUCCUCUGCAGCAGCAGCAUGCUGACCACUCCAUCUGCGUGAUGGGCGGCCAUAUUUAUGCCAUUGGAGGACGGGACUAUAGCAACGAAUUGGACUCAGUGGAGCGCUACAACCCACACACUGACAUGUGGGAAUUUGUGUCACCCCUAAAGAGAGAGGUUUACGCCCACGCUGGAGCAGUGCUUGAUGGGAAAAUGUAUAUCACAUGCGGGCGCAGAGGGAUGGCGUACCUCAGAGAGACCUACUGUUUCGACCCUGGGGCCAAUCAUUGGUCAGCGUGUGCGGAGGGGCCGGUGGAGCGCGCGUGGCACGGCAUGACGGCUGUUAAUGGACGCAUCUAUGUUAUUGGUGGGAGCAACGAUGAGCGCGGCUAUCGGCGGGAUGUCCUGAAGGUUGCAUGCUUUGACCCUGAGGCUAACUCCUGGUCUUUAAUGACCCCCCUCCCCGCGGGACACGGAGAACCCGGCAUCGCCGUGAUGGAAAGUCGCAUCUACGUCCUGGGGGGACGCUCUCACGACAAAGGCAACAGGAUGAAAUACAUCCACGUGUACAACACCGACGCAGAUGAGUGGGAGAGCGAGGCGGACUUUAAGGAGCGUGUCUCCGGCCUGGCAGCCUGCGUGGUGCUCAUGCCCCCCGCUGUGAUUGCACAGGCCAGGAGCUGGGAGCAGCGCACCAAGGCAUCAUGGGAAGACGUGGAAAUGGACAACUCGGAGGACUCUAGUGAGGACUGAAGCAGCUGUUUGUCAAAGCACUGGAAACUGUCAUGCACUUUUUCUUACACAGCAUGUUGAAGUACCUGGGGGAAUUUUCUCUCCUUGCAUCGGGUCCUUCCUGCACGUCGAUCACUUUGAGUGCCUCUUAACCAAAGAGUCACUCGGGACCUUUACACACUGUUUGUUAUUUUGUAAAUAUCUUUUAAGAUAAUCAUGCUCCGCCCAUGAAUUCAGGCUAAAAAUGCACUGUCACUAGCUUCUCAUUUGUAGCUACCUCUUUUUUAUUUGUCAUAUAGAAAAUAUCUUAAACAUACAGAAGGCAGGGAAGGCUAGCCUGGUAAUACCAGCCUGUUUGACUUCGCUUCUCUCCGGCAUACAGUCUGGAACAGUGUCAUUGGAUUUGGAUUACUGUAAUGGGUAAAAUCAUUGGAGUUCCCUUAACCAAAGCCCGUCUACGGAAAGCCCCUUCACUCUCUAUUCACCCCCAUUGUACCGAAUUUGGCUGCAGUUCACCUAGGGGGCGAUCGCGGGCGAGUGCAGAAUACAUGGACCCCUAUGGAGCUAGGCGGCUAGCUACAUCAUUCUCCUAGCAUAUCGUCUACAAAAUCCAAAAUACUACUGUGGUUUCCGAGAGGUCGACAGGGAUUUUUCGUCAAAAGUGGAAUAAUCUGGGGGUCAUAGCCUUUUGUUUUCUUACAGGUUGGGCAGUUGCGACCCAGGUUCUGCUAGCAUCUGGCUAAUGAAAGCCGAUUGGUCAAUGAAGAACUCACGACUGGUUACGACCGAAGAAUACGCUUUGUGGUACCUGUCCACAGAACAUCAACAACGCCAGAGAACUUUUAAUAUUGACGUAUAUUCCGUAGACGGGCUUUGGUCCCACGGAGCCAAAUCAGCUGCGAUCGUAUGCAGCUGUUGCUGCGAGGGAAAGGAAAGGGAAGGAGAGACACAAGGUGCCGUAAAGCAAUUUAUCACGCAUGACGUCAUCCGAUUUACAAAAACCUAAUUUUAGUCAAAAUCAAGCGAAUAUAAAAUACUAGCUAUGUGUCGUUUGUGAGGAUUAUCCAUUCCAUGUUUAAAAAACUAUAGCAGUGAUUUAAAAAAAAAUUAUAUCCAAAGAAAUGUAGGAAUCUAUGGGUGGGGCUCCAUAGGACCACAUUCAUUCUGCACUGGCCCACCAGCGCCCCCCAGGUGCAGUACCAUACCGGAACGGUUUUGAGAGUGAACGUUCUCGUCAAUAUUAAAAGUUCUCUGCCUUAACCAAUCACGGACGUUUGGUAAUGACGUAUGUUAUGCGCCGAAGGGCAGGCUCUGACCUGACGCUUCCUACUUCCACUUUCACAGUAGUAAACAAAUCGCUAUCUGCGAGCGUGGCUGUCAAAAUGGCUGUCAACGACAUGUGUCGAUGUUGUCAAUGUAACCUAAGUUCGGUAAUUUCUUCAAGAGUUGAAACAACCGAGCGGAUAGCUAGUAGCGUCUCUUCCUCCGUCGCCAUACUUGAACUACAGACUAGACUGCAAUUCAAACUCGGCACCAACUUCGACGUAAUCGCUCUCAACCCCUCCCCCUGUUCGCUGAUUGGACCGAUAGGAUUCUAAGUUCCAGUAAUCGUACGUAAUGAGUUCUUGCCCAGUCUCACUUACAGGAGCCAAAUUAAAUUGGGCGGAAAUACGUAGGCUGGUAUUGCCAGGCUAAGUGAAGGCCACUGGCUGUGCAAUAUUAUGGUAAUAUAAAUGGUCUAAAUUAGCUUCAGACUUCAGAGAUUUACAGGUAAGGAACACCUUUUAGCUGAAUUGUUAACCACAGAGAGUUAAAAAACACUUCUCAAAUAUGUGAAAUGUAAAUCUACUCGCAGCUUCUGAUUAUUGGCAACAACUGCAAAGAAUUUAUCUGCUCAUCCAAACUACUGAGUAAUCCUUAGGUUGUUACAUUCUAACAUUGUGCCUUGUUUACUGGUUACAUCCUGACCUUGUGUUGUGAAGUGUGUUUUUGUUCCAGUAUAAUGUGUGUGGAUGGAGUUGAGCCUUAGUAACUGUGCCUCCGUCAUCGUUAUUAGUUUAAAAUAAUGACAUGUCUGAUGAGCCGCUGGAGUCCCAGGUUGUAGAGUGCAGCUCACAAUAUGCUCCCACGUCUGUGAACGAUUUAGGAAGUCUUGAUUUUUGUGUGAUGAAAAAAAGUCCUUUCGAUGAUCUUCCAUACUGUAUCAGUUAUUCUGGCACUGAGUCCAAAGAGCACAAUAGGGAGAGGUUUGAGAAUAUUUCCAUCUACUCAGUCGAACUUUGCUCCAUGCGUUUGCUUGUUGCCGCAGUUGUUCGGUACACUGUUUAUAACAAACAUUAAGAAGCUUCUGUGUGAAUCCUUAACUUCUAUGUCAUUAAAAAUCUCCAGGUAUGAGUCUG
Molecule: messenger RNA, 4821 nt
Organism: Eleginops maclovinus (Patagonian blennie)
Lineage: Eukaryota; Metazoa; Chordata; Actinopteri; Perciformes; Eleginopidae
Gene: klhl22
Product: kelch-like family member 22
Exons: 7
Coding region: 527-2443 (638 amino acids)
Biological process (GO): protein monoubiquitination; proteasome-mediated ubiquitin-dependent protein catabolic process; positive regulation of TORC1 signaling
Cellular component (GO): mitotic spindle; nucleus; cytosol
Molecular function (GO): protein binding
Source: RefSeq, a predicted model, not a curated record